GAUGAAGUUACCACCCACAAUGGUCUUGUAGGGAGGGAAAUAUCCCAUUUAAUGUACUUUGCAUAGCUCGAGUAGCCUAGAUCAAACCACGAAAACCAGUCAGAGGUGGGUCUCUUUUUCUCACAGCGCGAGUGGCACUGUGACAGCGCGCGCACUUGUCUGUGGUCACCACAACUCCACGGAGCGGAGGAAAGCUGCGACUCAACUCGCCUGAACAAACACGCUUAGAGUAGUGCAUUUGUGUAUUACUUUGUCAGGGUGAUAAAACGUGUGGAAUGAUUUGGUUACCACUCAUAUUUUUAAAUUGAGUUUUGGCGGUUGGACGUUCAGAAAUGACAGAAUGCCUGCGGAGAAACCUACAACUCAGGUGCGGCGGAAACACGCUUGUGCACAGCUAAAAGUAAGAAGUCCCAGUGAAGGUCUACCGGAGCUGCUUCAUUCAAUCUAGCAGCUGUUUCCUUUAAGACUUUCAAUGAAAGCCUGAAGUGAGCUGGACCUAAGGGACAUGCUGGUGAACGGGUAAAUCAAGAUUUACAGAGGGGUGUCACCACUGACCCCACAGUCACCUCCUCAAAGUGUCCCCCAAAGUGUCUCAGAAGCUGAUACCAGGUUAUUUCUAUCCCCUCUUUCCAUCCAAAAAGAAAGAUAUCAUACAUUCAGGAGGAAUGGUCAGAUUGGCUCAUCCUCACACCUACUGCAGGAGCCAUUGAGUGGCGGAGUGAAGUCCCACUGAGCAAUUAUCGGGAGCACAACUAUGUGUGUCCCUGAGGAUGUCCUUUCACACUGGUUGAUGGCACCAUGUCUUCGCUCGUCUACAUUGUUCUUGAGCUCCUGAUUGCAGUUUUGGCCGUGGCGGGGAACGUUCUGGUGUGCUGGGCCGUCUGCCUUAACAGUAACCUCCAGAGCAUCACCAACUUCUUUGUGGUGUCACUGGCCGUGGCGGACAUUGCAGUAGGACUCCUGGCCAUUCCGUUCGCCGUCACCAUCAGCACGGGCUUCUGCAGCCAUUUUCACGGGUGCCUCUUCAUUGCCUGCUUCGUGCUGGUCCUCACACAGAGCUCCAUCUUCAGUUUGUUGGCCAUUGCUGUGGAUCGGUACAUCGCCAUCAAGAUCCCAUUGAGGUACAACAGCCUCGUCACAGGACAAAGGGCCAAAGGCAUCAUUGCGGUAUGCUGGAUACUUUCAGUGGUCAUCGGCUUGACCCCUAUGCUAGGCUGGAACAGACGUGUCGCCGCAGAAACCAACAGUUCUUGUCCUCAAGGUAUGACAGAGUGCCUGUUCGAGAAGGUGGUCACCAUGGACUACAUGGUUUACUUCAACUUUUUUGGUUGCGUCUUGAUUCCGCUAUUUGCCAUGCUGGCCAUCUAUGCAUGGAUCUUCAUGGCUGCCCGUCGCCAGCUCAGACAGAUGGAGCAGAAACUAGUACACUUGCAAGGAUACGCCCACAGAGAAGGAUCCUCCUCCCGGUCCACGCUGCAAAGGGAAGUCCACGCAGCCAAAUCACUGGCAAUCAUCGUGGGCCUCUUUGCUGUUUGUUGGCUCCCUUUGCAUAUCAUUAACUGCUUCACACUGUUCUGCCCACAGUGUGGUCGACCUCAGGACUGGGUCAUGUACCUGGCCAUAAUGCUUUCACAUGCUAAUUCAGCAGUGAACCCAUUUAUAUACGCCUACCGAAUACGUGACUUUAGGCACACCUUCCGAAGGAUCAUCCGAAAGCACUUCCUGUGGCAUGAAAACAGACUGACAAGUGGUAACAGAAACGGAGGCAUGGCUGCUUCUUCUGCUCCGAUUAGUGUGAUUGAGACUUCUUGUACAGUGUCCAACGGGUAUGUGUUGGAUGUCAAUCCCAUUCCUGGCAUGGUUUCCUGUGACAAAUUUACAAAGCAAAUGCCAUCAACAACCAGGCCUCAAAUGGAAUUCCAAGACUUAGGAUACAGUUUAAAUGGAGCUUUGGAAAAUUCCUUUCCCGCCAGUUCAACACAGAUUUUCUCAUUACAUACCGGGGAGGAAGUUCCCUCCAUCAGGGACCAUGUAGAAAUCAUGACUGUAAAAGACUGCAGUGCUAUUACUAAUGUACACGUCAGAUGUCUGGUACCCAUAAGGACAAGGAACUCAUCCGAUCUUGCAGAAGUGUCAUGACACACACUUCCAUAAUGCUACAGGAAUUAUGCCUCAGAAAAAAACCCGAAUUACGCUUGUUUCGUUCUUCAUGAAGUAAUUCCUGAUCUGAAUUGUUGUGCUAGUGAGGGUGACUUCACUUACAGUGCUAUCAAGGGUUAGGAAAGAUAAAACUAUGUGAGGAUCACAUAACUCAUGUGGGAACCCUCACUAUACAAAUUCCAGGAAUUCCUGCUUGUCUUUGCAGUCAAACACUCCAGUUUUUCAGACCUCAAGAAGAACUUGUUCGCUGACAUUGUAGAGCAUUUUCAAAGCUUAUAUGUUUCCAAGGCGCUUUAUUAAAAGAGCAUUGUAUCCUGGUUAAAGUGGGAGAGGCCUAAUGGAUUAAAUCAAUAUUCUGAGGAAUUCAGCUAAAUAUGUCAUGACCGUGCCAUAAAAGACCUUGAACAGGCACUCUGUCAUACA
Messenger RNA from Cyprinus carpio (common carp), 2583 nucleotides. Its product is annotated as adenosine receptor A2b-like. Gene Ontology annotation, molecular function: G protein-coupled adenosine receptor activity. Gene Ontology annotation, cellular component: membrane. The record is from RefSeq and is a predicted model, not a curated record. Gene Ontology annotation, biological process: G protein-coupled adenosine receptor signaling pathway; adenylate cyclase-activating G protein-coupled receptor signaling pathway. NCBI's taxonomy places the organism in Eukaryota, Metazoa, Chordata, Actinopteri, Cypriniformes, Cyprinidae.